AUGAAAGUGAAAUUGUUUAGGGAAAGGUGUGAAGAAAUUUCUAGAAAUGCUAAAGAAGGGGUGAGAGUUGAUUUGAAAGCAAUGAAUGAAUUGACAAAAGAGGGAAAGAUCUCUAAAGGGUGUCCUUCAAUUGUUGGUCCUGUGCUUGGAGUUGAAGUUGGGGAUAGAUUUCGAUAUCGAGUCGAAUUAAGACUUGUUGGAUUACACAGGCAUUAUGAAAGAGGGAUUGAUUGGAUGGAGUUGGGUAGGAAAAGGAUUGCUACUUGUAUUGUUGCUAAUGAAGGAUACUUGGAUAUUAUGAGUGAUCCUAAUGUUUUAACAUACAUUGGUGAAGGAGGGAAAGCGCGGCCGAAGGAGCUUGAUGAGAAGCCUAAUGAUCAGGAGUUGAAGGGUGGAAAUCUUGCUCUAUGGGAGAGCAUGAUGUUAAAAAGUCCUGUAAGGGUUGUGAAGGGGUUUAAAGUGGUUCGUCGUCUUCGUGGUCGUUUGGUUCAUAGGUUUGAGUAUGUCUAUGAUGGAUUGUAUGAGGUUAACAGUGUUGAGAAGAAGAAGGGAUUACUACAGAACUUGGUGUUUGAAUUUAAGUUGUUAAGGUGCCAUGGACAACCUUCUGUUUCUUGCAGAAGAAUGAGAAAUCUAGUUUAA
Messenger RNA from Beta vulgaris subsp. vulgaris (sugar beet), 642 nucleotides. RefSeq names its product histone-lysine N-methyltransferase, H3 lysine-9 specific SUVH5. Bases 1 to 642 code for a protein of 213 amino acids. Lineage: Eukaryota; Viridiplantae; Streptophyta; Magnoliopsida; Caryophyllales; Amaranthaceae. The transcript has a single exon. The record is from RefSeq and is a predicted model, not a curated record.